UGCGUGCAAUGUCUUAUGAAUGACAGGCGCCGUUCCACGUUAUGUGACAUUGUGGCAGUGCAGGACACCUCAGCACCGACGUGACUUUCGUUAACUGUCUGGACUCAGGCUGCAGGUGUAUGGGAUGCGCUCCGGCUGUUGGUUUUACGCGGAGAGGAGCGCGCCACGCACGGUUCCUGUUUUCUGAGAGGUUACCAAACAGCCUGCACAGUCUCGUGUCGACUGCGUGGACCUGCGUUGGCUGCCAACAAGCCUGUGCGUUGAAAUUCAGCCCGAUCAGCCGAGGAGAGGACGGAUACUUCUCACACACCAAGGCAGGUCCUGGAGGAGCAUGUUUAACUGAAAACUGACUUCACAAGAAGGCCUGCUCCACCUGAAUCUGGGACUACUUCUUUACUCUCAGAGUUUACAGGUGACUUUUCAUGCGCAUGAUGUACACAAUUACAAGAGGUCCCAGCAAAUUGGUCACCCAGCGACGGACAGGGCCUACUCAGCAGCUUGACAACAAAAUAAACGACUUCAAGCACAAACAAACAUCCUGGAGUAUGCCUGACCUUCCUGCACCCAAGAUAGUUUUCAACCGUCCUAAUGGUAAGAAGUACCAUCACCCUGCUCAGGCUCUCCCUGCAGACAACCAGCUGGACGAGACCUUCACCUCCGCACACGUGGAAAACGUCAAGUUUGUCUACGAGGCCUGGCAGGAGGUGGUGCAGCACGAGCAGGGGCCCGACCAGGAGCCAGAGGAGGCCCCGGGAGCAGUCCAUUAUAAAGAGCCCAUUCCCAGCCCACACAUGGACAACUUUGUGCCCAUAGAUCUAGAUGAAUGGUGGGCCCAGCGUUUCCUGGCCAAUAUAGACAAGUUAUCCUGACACUACUGGGAUUUGUGGAUCUUGACAGACGGUCAGAAGGUGAGACCUGAAGCAGGAUGACUCACAGAGGAGAGGAAGCCUGGGCAGGAGGUGCAAUGGGUCAAAAUGGCCCGAUGUGAUUAAAAUUGACGGAUGCUGAGACGCUAACAUAGAAACGACAGACUCACUUUGCGUGAACUCUACAAUCCAUCCAGCUCUCAAAAUUCCCUCUGGGAUACACUGCACGCUGGAGGAUGACAUCUUGAAGCUGAGGUUUCUCUCAGCUUACUACCCUCACAUUAGAGAUGCGAUGUGACUUUGAAAUGCAGUAAAGUUGUAUUUUCAAGAA
Messenger RNA from Micropterus dolomieu (smallmouth bass), 1197 nucleotides. Its product is annotated as MAPK regulated corepressor interacting protein 2-like. NCBI's taxonomy places the organism in Eukaryota, Metazoa, Chordata, Actinopteri, Centrarchiformes, Centrarchidae. The transcript is spliced from 5 exons. The coding region runs from base 423 to 869 and encodes 148 amino acids. The record is from RefSeq and is a predicted model, not a curated record.